AUGACACAACUACCCAAACCCCUCGUCCUGCAUGGCAAACUUAUCGUCCCCAAUCCAUUCAAAGUAGCCCUGAUCCUCGGCGAGCUAAACCUCCCCUACAUCAUCGACCUCAUCGAAUUAGCCGACGUGAAAACCCCCGCCGCCCUUAACCCCAACGGCCGCCUCCCAGCCCUCACCGACCCAAACACAGGCCUCGGGAUCUGGGAAUCCGGCGCAAUCAUCGAAUACCUAGUGGCCAUGUACGAUAACGGACCAAAGCGCAAGCUGAGCUUCGAGCCCGGCAGUGUAGACCACUGGCAUGCCAUCCAGUGGCUGCACUUCCAAAUGUCCGGUCAGGGUCCGUAUUUCGGACAGUCGUUCUGGUUUCAGAACCACCAUCCGGAGAUUUUGCCCAGCGCGAUUACGCGGUAUGAGAAUGAGGCGAGACGGGUUUGCAGUGUGUUGGAUGGGUGGUUGGAGGGCAGGCUGGGGAAGUGUAUUCGUUAUGGCACGGAUGGGGGUGCGUUUGAUCAGGAGAAGGAGUUCCCCCAUAUGCAUGCUUGGCUCGAGCGGAUAAAGGGCCGCGAGGCAGUGAAGAAGGCCUUCGUGGCGCGUGCGGAGGCUAAAAAGGGCCAGACGGAACGGGAGGUGAAGAAGUAG
Messenger RNA from Histoplasma mississippiense, 639 nucleotides. RefSeq lists its product as hypothetical. Lineage: Eukaryota; Fungi; Ascomycota; Eurotiomycetes; Onygenales; Ajellomycetaceae. The record is from RefSeq and is a predicted model, not a curated record. Bases 1 to 639 code for a protein of 212 amino acids. The transcript has 2 exons.